AUGCAGGCCCCGGUGGUGGUGAUGAACACCAAUGCCGGUGACCGACAGGUCGGUCGCCGAGCGCAGCUGUCCAAUAUCACUGCGGCGAAGACGGUUUCUGAUAUCAUCCGUUCAUGUCUCGGUCCCAAGGCCAUGUUGAAGAUGCUGCUCGACCCGAUGGGCGGUAUUGUGUUGACCAAUGACGGCCACGCUAUUCUGCGAGAGAUCGAGGUGUCGCAUCCCGCAGCCAAGAGCAUGAUCGAGCUCAGUCGUACGCAGGACGAGGAAGUGGGAGACGGAACCACCACCGUCAUCAUUUUGGCCGGUGAAAUGCUGGCUCAGGCCCUUCCCCAGCUCGAACGCAACAUCCACCCCGUCGUGAUCAUCUCGGCUUUCAAGCGUGCCCUCGCCGACGCUCUUCAGAUUGUUGAAGAGGUUUCGGUACCCGUCGACAUCCACGAUGACAAGGCCAUGUACACCCUCAUCGAGUCCUCCAUCGGCACCAAAUUCGUCUCGCGCUGGUCAGAACUCAUGUGCAGUUUGGCAUUGAGGGCGGUGCGAACAGUUUCCUUCGAAGCAGGUGGUGGAAAGCAGGAGGUCGAUAUCAAGCGCUACGCUCGUGUUGAGAAGAUUCCUGGUGGUCAGAUUGAGGAUUCUGAGGUUAUCGACGGUGUGAUGGUCAACAAGGACAUUACGCACCCCAAGAUGCGGAGGCGCAUUGAGAACCCGCGGAUUCUUCUGCUGGACUGCCCACUUGAGUACAAGAAGGGCGAGUCCCAGACGAACAUCGAGGUCUCCAAGGAGGACGACUGGAACCGAAUUUUGGAGAUCGAGGAGGAGCAGGUGAAGCACAUGUGCGAGGCCAUUCUGGCCUUGAAGCCGGAUGUCGUUAUCACCGAGAAGGGUGUUUCGGACCUUGCACAGCACUUCUUGAUGAAGGCCAACAUCACAGCUCUCCGCCGGGUGAAGAAGACGGACAACAACCGUAUUGCGCGGGCGACCGGUGCUACUAUCGUCAACCGUGUUGAUGACAUCCAGGACUCGGACAUUGGUACCCGGUGCGGACUCUUCGAGAUCGAGAAGAUUGGUGACGAAUACUUCACGUUCAUGCGCAAGUGCACGACCCCGAAGGCCUGCACGAUCCUGCUGCGCGGCCCGUCGAAGGAUAUCCUGAACGAGAUCGAGCGGAACCUGCAGGACGCCAUGUCCGUCGCCCGCAAUGUCAUCUUCCACCCUCGUCUGUCGCCUGGCGGUGGUGCCGUUGAGAUGGCCGUGUCCGUGAAGCUGAGCCAGCUGGCUCGUUCGAUUGAGGGCGUCCAGCAAUGGCCGUACAAGGCCGUUGCCGACGCCAUGGAAGUCAUUCCCCGCACGCUGGCCCAGAACGCCGGUGCCAGCCCCAUCCGCGUCCUGACUCGCUUGCGCGCCAAGCACGUCGAGGGCCACACCUCCUGGGGUCUGGACGGUGACUCUGGCAACCUGGUCGAUAUGAAGGAGUAUGGUGUCUGGGAGCCGGAAGCCGUGAAGCUCCAGAGUAUCAAGACGGCCGUCGAGUCCGCGUGCCUGCUCCUCCGUGUCGAUGACAUCUGCAGCGGCAAGUCCGCACAACAGGCCGGCCACGCCGGCGGUGGCGAGGAAUGA
Penicillium alfredii is the source of this 1617-nucleotide messenger RNA. Its product is annotated as chaperonin-containing T-complex subunit CCT3. The record is from RefSeq and is a predicted model, not a curated record. The coding region runs from base 1 to 1617 and encodes 538 amino acids. Gene Ontology annotation, molecular function: ATP-dependent protein folding chaperone; ATP hydrolysis activity; ATP binding. Gene Ontology annotation, cellular component: chaperonin-containing T-complex. Lineage: Eukaryota; Fungi; Ascomycota; Eurotiomycetes; Eurotiales; Aspergillaceae. Gene Ontology annotation, biological process: protein folding. The transcript has 6 exons.